AAAUUAUUACGAAGUGUAAGCUUCUUCUUUCUCCUCUUCUUCUCACCCGCAUCAUUUUCACCCAUCACCAACACCCACACCCACCACCACCAUCUCCUCCCAAAAUAUUGGCGCGCUACCAAUGACCACCAUUGUCAUGCAAACAUAAACCGAUCCUUUUCUCUUGCAUUCCAUCUGCAAUUUCUUUGUUCUCAUGGCUCCGAAACGACGUCCUAAGAAAGGCGAGUCGCGAAUGGACGCAGCACUCGACGCCAUGAAACCCUACGGCUUCCCCAUCAGACUCGUCCGAACAACCGUUAACAGUCUCCUCAAAGUUUACGGUGGCAACGGUGGCUGGUUCUUCAUCGAAGAAUCCGCGUACUCUCUGCUGAUCGAGACGCUUCUUGAAAAACAAGCCAAUUCUUCACCUCAGGAUGGUUUGAUAGAGGCUAAUCCAGAUGGUCCCAAUGAGGUAACACCUGCUGGAUGCUCAAACAGUGCCCUUCUAGCUUGCUCUAACACACAAACUUCUGAUGAUACACUGUUAACUAAUCAGGCAGCGGACACUGUAUCGUCAUCCAGUGGAACUGGUAUUCAACUUCCCAUCAAUGGUGUGGACACUGUAUCUGCAAAAACUGAGAUUGGUAGUGAACUUCCCAUCAAGUCUGUAGACAUUUCAUCAGUACCCAGUGAACCUGCUAAUCAACCUUUAAUCAAGGCUGCCAGUGAAACUCCCAUUGAGGCAUUUAAAGAAUCAGGUUAUCAAUGCAGAAAAAGAAAUGAGGCUGCCAGUGAAACUCCCAUGGAGGCAGAAAAAGAAUCAGAGUUUCAGCCAGUAAAAAAAUUGGCUUUGGCCGAAAAUCAUGUAUCAAAGUCCCCACAACUUGGGACGGGACUUAGUGACAAAAGGUAUAAACCUUGCUAUGGCUGGAUAUCUAAUGAUGACGAGGAGGAAGAAGAGCUAAUAGAGCUACCUCUAGCUCCGUGGUUAAGUGGGGUAAAUUAGUGUAAACAGGACAGGGUAUUACAUAUAGUUAGUAGAAGAGAACUAUACUCUUCGAAAAAGAACAAGGACAAAAUGAGUAAUUUUAGUCAUUGAUAAGAAAAUCAAUGGUUAAUAUCUUCACAUAAUCAUGGUUUAUUAUACAUGUGUACUGAAUAUGGAUCUAUAUACUUUUCUCAUUAAUGUUUGAUAAAAAAGUCGACCUA
Messenger RNA from Glycine soja, 1188 nucleotides. RefSeq lists its product as uncharacterized. The transcript has 5 exons. NCBI's taxonomy places the organism in Eukaryota, Viridiplantae, Streptophyta, Magnoliopsida, Fabales, Fabaceae. Bases 194 to 985 code for a protein of 263 amino acids. The record is from RefSeq and is a predicted model, not a curated record.